Molecule: messenger RNA, 4406 nt
Organism: Folsomia candida
Lineage: Eukaryota; Metazoa; Arthropoda; Collembola; Entomobryomorpha; Isotomidae
Gene: Nmdar1
Product: glutamate [NMDA] receptor subunit 1
Exons: 20
Coding region: 633-3500 (955 amino acids)
Biological process (GO): chemical synaptic transmission; monoatomic ion transport; regulation of membrane potential
Cellular component (GO): neuron projection; NMDA selective glutamate receptor complex; plasma membrane
Molecular function (GO): NMDA glutamate receptor activity
Source: RefSeq, a predicted model, not a curated record
CAGAUCUGCUGUGUGUGUAUAUCUAUCUGGAGAGAUGGUUGGUGAUGAGCAUUGUAUGUAUUGUGAUCACAUUUUUACUCACUUUUAUCCACCACAACCACAACCCGGUCCUACAUCUCUCUCUCUCUCUUUAUCUAUUUAUAAAGGACCAGAGGCGAGGGCAUAAUAUUUUCUCAUUCACACUUUCCGUCCUUCCACCAGCAAACUUUCUCCUUUCUGUGGUAGUGAUUUGAUCGAGGAAAACACUUUAGCCAACCAACCACCCUCCUCGUCUGUCCGUUUCUAAUCACCUUAUUUUUUUCUUUUCCAAUCCCAUCAAUCAUUUUAUUUCACUUACACCACCAGCCAACAACCUUUCGCCCAGAUCAAUCUCCCAAUCCUCGCGACCAUCAUCCAUCCUUUGGGAGUUGUACAUUGAUACAUAAAAGUUUUUUUUUCUGAGGAGCAGUCCGUGCGUGUGUUGGGUUGGAAGGAUGAGAAGUUCCAAAGUAACUCAUUUUUCGCGUUUAUUAUUACAUUUUCAAAAAAUUCUUCUUCAGAAUUCUUAGAUUUUUUGAGUAUUUCGUAACGUUUGAAAGAUUGCGUUGCAAGGAAGGUCGUUGUGGGGCUCCUCACAAGCGAGGCGGAAUAAAAUGAGGAGAUUUUCAGUAAUAAACUGUCUUCUCAUAUUUUGGUUAUUUCUUCUCCUCUACAUCGGAGUGGCCAGCGAAACUAAUCUCUUUCACAAUAAUCACCACAAUAACAGUAACUUUAGUAAUCCAGAUGUCUACCAAAUUGGUGGAGUGUUAUCCAGUGAAGAAUCCCUUGCAAAUUUUACCAGCAUUAUUCAGCUUUUGAAUUUCGAUCAACAAUAUGUUCCACGGGGGAAAACCCUGGUUGCUACCUCUAUAAAAAUGGAAACGAAUCCUAUUCGUACCGCCAUACGGGUUUGUGAUGGUCUUAUUAAGCAACAAGUAUAUGCAGUUGUCGUGUCUCAUUCUCCUAAAGUAGACUUAUCCCCAGCCGCCGUCUCGUACACUUCGGGAUUUUACCACAUACCGGUCAUUGGAAUCUCAUCCAGGGACUCGGCUUUCUCAGAUAAGAAUAUCCACGUUUCGUUCCUACGAACCGUCCCUCCAUACUCGCACCAGGCGGACGUUUGGGUGGAGAUGUUGAAGCACUUUCACUACGAAAAAGUUAUCUUUCUCCAUUCUUCCGACACCGAUGGGCGAUCUAUCCUGGGACGCUUUCAGACAAAUGCUCAGAAUCUUGAAGACGACAUUGAAAUUAAAGUACACAAACCUAUUGGAAAUUUUCGUAAAAAUAGUGAACCUUAUAUGAAAAUAUUGAAUUAUCUACAGAUUGAGAUGGUGAUUGAGUUGGAGCCUGGAAGUCGCAGUGAUAAUUAUAAAGCAAAGCUCACAGAGCUUCGCAACGCCCAAGCCAGGGUCUACCUCCUCUAUGCAAGCAACGAAGAUGCUCAUGAAAUAUUUGAUGCAGCAUCGUCACUCUCUUUAACCGAUCCAGGACAUGUGUGGUUCCUAACAGAACAAUUACUCGAAUCUCCAUUUAUUCCUCAAGGUUCAAUUGGCCUCAAAUUGGUGAACGCUGGCAAUGAGACGGCUCACAUCAUGGAUAGUUUAAGAGUGUUAGCUGUAUCGCUUAAAGAGAUGGACAAAAAUGAAGCGAUUCAUGAAGCUCCAAGAGAAUGCAAUACGUCAGGGACCACCUGGGAAACUGGGAAGAUGCUCUUCGAAUACAUCAAGAAACAAGAAUUUCUCAACGGAGAGACGGGGAAAGUCGCGUUUGACGAGAGUGGAGACCGUAUGAAUGCAGAAUACCACGUAAUGAAUGUCCAUCCCGGAGGAAAGGUGGCGAGAGUUGGACAAUAUUUCUACUCUUCAGGAAAGAAACAAAUGGACCUCAAAAUAAACGAUAGUGCCAUUGUGUGGCCUGGAGGUGCACACUCCAAGCCUGUGGGAUUUAUGAUUCCAACACAUCUUCAGGUUCUGACAAUAGAAGAAACGCCAUUCGUCUUCGUGCGACGGGUUGAGUCCUACACCGAUUGUCGCAGUGACGAGGAGCCUUGUCCACAUUUCAAUACAACAGAAACCGAUUACCCUGUGAUGUACUGCUGCAGAGGCUACUGCAUCGAUCUUUUAAAGCAGUUGAAGUUAAAGAUGAACUUUACUGCGUCCCUUGCACUUUCACCAGACGGGCAGUUUGGCAGUUGCGUUCAAAAGAAUGAUACAGCAAAGAAAGAGUGGACCGGGCUCAUUGGCGAGCUGGUAACGGAAAGAGCGGAUAUGAUUGUUGCACCUCUUACAAUUAACCCAGAAAGAGCACAAGUAAUAGAAUUUAGCAAACCUUUCAAGUAUCAAGGAAUCACUAUUUUAGUAAAGAGAAAAGAGAAGAAGCCCACAUUCGGCUCUUUUCUCCAGCCUUUCCGAGGAUCCCUCUGGAUUCUGGUGAUGGUUUCAGUCCACGUCGUGGCUCUGGCCCUCUACCUCCUGGACCGAUUCUCUCCGUUUGGUCGGUAUCGUUUGGCGAAUAUGGAGGGCACUGAGGAGGAUGCUCUCAACCUUUCGUCAGCCAUUUGGUUCGCGUGGGGAGUCCUCUUGAACAGUGGGAUUGGCGAAGGAACUCCUCGCAGCUUUGCAGCGCGCGUCCUGGGGAUUGUAUGGGCAGGUUUUGCAAUGAUAAUUGUGGCGUCGUACACUGCCAACUUGGCUGCUUUCCUCGUGUUGGACCGACCGAAAACAAUUUUCUCGGGGAUUCAUGACAACAGGUUGAGGAACCCGGCAGAUAAUAUCAACUACUCGACUGUCAAGGGAUCUGCCGUUGACAUGUAUUUUCGGCGUCAAGUGGAACUGUCCAACAUGUAUCGUGUCAUGGAACGCCGCAACUACGACACGGCUCAAGAAGCAAUCGAUGCUGUGAAAGCUAGCACACUGGACGCUUUCAUCUGGGAUAGCUCAAGAUUACAAUAUGAAGCAGCUCAAAAUUGCGAUUUGAUGACUUCCGGUGAACUAUUCGGACGGUCCGGAUAUGCCAUCGGGCUUCAAAAGGGUUCACCCUGGGCUAAUGACGUCACUCUGGCCAUUCUGGAAUUAAGUGAAAGUGGAUUUAUGGAGGAACUGGACAAGAAAUGGAUCAUAAAUCCGGAAUUGAUUACAAGUGAGCGAUCCAAGAUAUGUCAGACGGAGGAGAAAAUCCCCACAACACUGGGCCUGGAAAAUAUGCAUGAUGCUUUCUACCUCAUUGCUGCCGGAAUCCUGGGAGGGUUGGUGCUCAUUCUCAUUGAAAUCUUCUACAAGAAACAUCAAUUGAAGAGGCAACGUCAGUUGGAAAUUGCCAGGCAUGCUGCAGAAAAAUGGCGAAAUACCUGCAGGCAACGGAAGCUAGAUCGAAGCCUUGAACGUCGCUUCAAAGAGAACGGACCACCACCGUUUUGGACGCCAGGACUGGAUGUGAGGCAAAGGUCACCCAUCGCAUCAAAGGCAAACACAAUUUUCGUUUAACAAGUUUCUCUUAACUCUUCCUUUACUGACGGGAUGUCCGUCCCCAGCAGCAUUUUCACUGAAGUACUACCUCUCUGAUGACGGGACAAGUUGUUUCAAACCGAGAAACAGUGAAAAAAUGGAACUUUUGUUCAUUGUGACGGUAACGGUAUUCAAAAUUUCAGUUUCAACCGGAAGAUGAAAAAGUGCAAGUCGAUGGUGCUCUGAGAAAGAAACAUAAUUUAUUACAAUUCUACUUUUAACGGUGCUGAAUACUAGCCAGGUUAAAUUGAAGUCGGAAGAGUCAGAACUGCCGAUGAGGGUAUAUGCAAAUAUAGAUAAGUAGAGAGAUAGUUGGACACGGUACGUACACUUUUACUACUAAAUAUUGUCAGGCAACAAUAAAUGUGUCAUGUUUUAAUGUAUUGUUGUUACAUAAAUGUAUGUAGGUAGACUUGUAGGUGUUGUUGUUGUUCUUGUUGUUGUUGUUGUUGAAUGAACUGAAAUAAUAAUGUUGUUCAUGACAAAUUUGUGGAAGAAGAACCAUAAUAAUGUAAUCCUCCGAUUGUUACAAAACUCGUAUAAUAAGUACAUUCAUAACUCAUCACACUACUCACUCGUUAGCGUCGUCGUUGUCGUCGUCAACAUACAAACUCCUCCCUGACAGUGCAGGGAUAUAAUAUGUAGUGCAUAAAAAAUAAAAAUUCUACACUUUUGACUCGAAAAACAUAAAAUAAUAACUCAAAAAUAUUAAUGUUGCAGGAUUACUAAAUAAUCUUGUAAAGUUUGCAAUUGCGUAGACGCACCAAAGCUUUGUAUUCCAGUUUUUGAUUAACAGAAAAGUUUAAUAAAUAAAUAUGCAAUCUGUACAGUCGCUGCUGGUGUAAGAUUAAUACUUACUUGUAAGCGACGGUUGAGAAGAGUAAU